AUGGAAAAUACUGCUAUUGUUGCUAUUCUAGUUUGCGCCAUUUCUGCGGCAUUUGCUCAAUUACCUGUGCCAUAUUUUGAAAGACCGGAUAUGAUCACCACGAAUACAAGAUGCAUCGCAUGUACAAGGGCAGCAGCUUUUCGAACGAACAUUGAUGGCCAAGAUACAAUUGCCCAAUGUUCAUCUGGGAACGAUGUUAGAGAUCGAUGCCAAGGAUGCUGUGAAGUUUAUGCCAUUUACAAUGGAAGACAAAAAGCUGAAGCGGCUAGUUUCCCCAGCAAAGAUGGAAGCUGUAUUUGCUGCAUGACAUGUUGA
Molecule: messenger RNA, 315 nt
Organism: Brugia malayi
Lineage: Eukaryota; Metazoa; Nematoda; Chromadorea; Rhabditida; Onchocercidae
Exons: 3
Coding region: 1-315 (104 amino acids)
Source: RefSeq, a predicted model, not a curated record